UCAGCAAAAUGUUCUCAAAGUCAUUAAUUGCGCUAGUGGGUCUGGUAGGAAUUAUUUCCUGCCAAAACACAACAUCCUGCCCCCAGGAGAAUCGAUACGUCGUUCGGUCAGAUGCGGCCAAUUUCUUUCAAGCCUGGGAAAGGUGCCGUGAAUUGGGACUUCGAUUGGCCACCGUUAAUUCGGCUCAGGACAGCGAUAGUUUGGCGGAAGCAAUAGCAGCAUCCAAAACCAAAGCACCAUGGUGGAUUGCUGCAACUGAUCUAGGAAAUUCGCCUUUCAACUACACGUGGAUUUCAACCAACCAAGCACUUGAGGGAUACACCAACUUCGCUCCGGACCAACCUGAUAAUAAUAAAAAUAAGGGAACUGAAAACUGUAUUGAAGUGGGACGAUAUGGUUCCGUAACCUGGAAUGAUUGGCAGUGCACUGGGCAAAUCGGUUAUAUUUGUGAACGUCAUUCAGAUGACGAGUGUAGUUGCAGUUGCAAAUUUCAGAGAACGUAAGAUGAACAUCGAUCGGCAAGAAAAUCUCUGAAAAAUCAUUCUCAAGAGUUAGUAGUUUUUUACAUAUUUGAAACAAGUUAUCUAUCAUAAGUUAAAAUUUGACUUGAAAAAAAAACAUAUACAUAUACCUAAAUAUGAAAUAAAAAUAUACUUAUGGUUUUCAUGAGCUUCUUGGUAUUGAA
This is a messenger RNA of Uranotaenia lowii, 685 nucleotides long. Its product is annotated as perlucin-like. Gene Ontology annotation, cellular component: external side of plasma membrane. The coding region runs from base 9 to 503 and encodes 164 amino acids. Gene Ontology annotation, biological process: biological process involved in interspecies interaction between organisms. The record is from RefSeq and is a predicted model, not a curated record. The transcript has a single exon. Gene Ontology annotation, molecular function: carbohydrate binding. NCBI's taxonomy places the organism in Eukaryota, Metazoa, Arthropoda, Insecta, Diptera, Culicidae.